Molecule: messenger RNA, 2748 nt
Organism: Habropoda laboriosa
Lineage: Eukaryota; Metazoa; Arthropoda; Insecta; Hymenoptera; Apidae
Exons: 5
Coding region: 1-2748 (915 amino acids)
Source: RefSeq, a predicted model, not a curated record
AUGGCUGACGUGGAGGAAACCGACGAAGAUGCGACCACUGAUAAUGUCGACGACGACACCACAGAUUUUGCAGACACAGAUGCAGCGGAGGAUACGGAAGCAGAUGGAGCUGAAGGUGAGGAACAACUGUACGAAGAAGGAGAAGAAGGGGUAUCAGCGCAGGUUGAAAAGAAGGACAGGAAGAAGAAAAGCUGGAUGGAACGAUGUUUGGAUCAAAAAUGGAAAUGCGACGACUCUCCUCUCUGGAAACUUUACAUGAACGCAUUUCUAGAGGAUCAACAACAAUUAGAGAAAGACGAUAUUUUCAAGCGCAGAAGACCUGCUCGUCUUCAAAAAUUUCCUAAAGUUCAAUCAGAGGAGGAUUUGAGUACACCUUACAAGUGCUUACCUCUUAGCACUUUCCAGCUUCGAGAUAAGUUGAGGCUACCUGACAAAGUCGAUCGAUCGCAAAUGAUACGAAUUUGGAAGAAUAUGCGCGCGAACCUGCCAGUUCAAUCGUCGAAAUCCGACACAGCGAUAGAUGCUCCGGUGAAAAAGACAGACAGCAACAAAUGGCCGGGCAUGUGGCCCUGUACGACGCGAGAUUUAGCGAAAGAGAUAUUAGAGAGACGAAGACAGAAGAGAAAAACGCGAAAAGAUCUGUUUCCCUGUGAUCCAGACGACAUACAAGAUGUCUUCGACGAUCCGGACAAAGAUUUCUCCGAUCGUAAGGAAUUAGGUCACGCUAGAGUUCCACAAUCGUGUCCUUUACCGAGGAAAGAGCUGUUAGUCGAUCAAGCUGCAGGUGAACAGCACGGUUUAGUUAACGGUGAUUACAUAAUUUUCGAGUUACCGUCGAAAUCGCGCGGCAACAGGGUGUACGCAGAUGUAUGUCUUCGGGGGUUGAAAGGUAUGCAUUUGCCGGAACUGGGUUUGCUGCGAACGCGAAAAAGGACGUGGAAAUUCUGCUUCUAUCAGGCUGUUGUUGCACUUCUCGCUAAGACACAGUUAAGAUACAAAUACGCUUGGAGCGCGAACAUCGACUACAUCUACGACCACGCGUGGAUGUUGUACACUCACAUCGGCAUGAUCAACAUCAAGGAUAAGCAAAGAUUAGACGACAUCGUCGUGUACAACUACAAAUACAGCAUCGAAUUGAAUUUAGUUCUCGAAUUAAACGACGUUCCUAUACUGACUGAUAUUCCUUGGGAUUACGAGGAGAGCAAUAUGAGGCAUAAAAUGGUCCUGCAUCGGAAAGAAUUGAUGAACUUCACGUUGGAAAUCGGUUCUGAGAAAAUAACCGACAAACAAAGUUCAUCGGUUCACGAAGAAAUCAGAAAGAUCGAAGAAUGGUUCGACACGUUAAAAAUUCGUUAUCGUAACUGCAUAUUUCGUACCACGCGAUUCUCCGUAGCUUUUUGGAGGGACAAUCUCUUCUGGUACCUUUACAAUCCCUAUCGAUGCGACGAAUUCGGUUAUUUCGACGAUUCUGGAUACGCCUGUAUCCUGAAGUUCUGCUCGAGGGAAUCUCUCAAAAGACACCUGAUGAUCCUCUUGCUAAAAGAAGGUAUGGAAGAAGCAGAAAUCGUAGGAGAAACAGAGCAAGCAGAAGACACUCCCGAAGAAGAAAUUGAAAAAUGCUACACGAUCCAGAUUUAUCAGAUGACCUAUCACUGCUGUCAAAUUCACAACCUGAAAUUGUUGCAAAGAGGUGCACCAAAACCACCGAGACACUUAGUGAAGAAGAAAACCAUCGACGAUUGUCCCUUCGAUCCUCUCGACGUGAGAGAUCCGUGCACGAUCGAGCAAGAGGAAGAAGAUCUGAAAGAAACGAUCGAGAAACCAACGUGGCUGAAACUGUACAAAAUUACUUGGGCCAAGUGCAUGGCUGUUCCUCAGAAGAAGAAGAACAGAGAAGCUGGAACUGGAAAGAUGCGCUGGCACCAGUACGUCGUUGAGGAAUCGAACAAACUCUUCUCCUUAUGGGGCGAAAUUCACAUCACCGAUGGCAUGUUCGAGAAGGAAAAUCGCGGGAUGCAAACGUACGCUUGUUACGUGGUCUGCGCUGGCAUGACUAGGAUCAUGGCGCCUGAAUACUGGAGCUCGAAGACUCUCGACGUGAUCGUCAUGUGUGGCGACAGAUAUUACACUCACAGUAAAUUAGAAGCAGAAUUCAAAUCGACGAAAAAUGAAUACAGACAUGUGAAUUGUUGGAACAGGUAUCUAAUGAGUCAUUUCAAGAUCGGAGAGACCAUGUUCGAGGCGAAUGUUCUGCCAGCGAUCUGUGGUAGAUUGUACGCUAAGUCGGGGAAAUAUUUAUGGCAAUCGUUGGAACAGAUGUUCUUGAAGUAUUGUUUCGGGAUUCUGACUUGUGAGAGUUCCUGUUUGGGCGUUUUUAAAUUUUGCGGAGCUUAUUACAUGUGUGACGUGAAUUCUCUUGGUCCACCGCUGUUUUCUUACGGAGAAGGCGCAGUUUAUCUACUGAGGGCCACGUAUUUUCAGAAAUUCAUCACUGCUUUGGUGCUGACGAUUGGUUCACCGGAAUGCAGUCAGUUCGCUCUGAAUCCUAUUGAGAUAUUAAAGGUCAUCGACGUGGGUCCGUCUGCGUUCCCCGUUGGAAGAAUUGAGAAGAAGGAGAGGUCUAAAAGGGUGACCAAAGUGGAGUGUCCGUAUGACGAGGAGAAGAAAAAACAGAUGAAGAAGUGGAAGCACAAGAGAGCGGAGACUGCUCGCACGAUCGAUAAAUUGUGUUGCAAAGGUGGCGAAUAA